AUGCGGAUCUCAGUGGUAGUACUGACGGUGGCCGUGCUGGGGGUGGGAGUGUUGGUGUCUAGCGAGGACUCCGCAGCAUCCUCGAGAGAGCGCAGAGGAGCGACAUCGGAAGAUGCGCAGCAACACCGAGCGACUCUGGAAUCCGAGGGUGCCGAGAACGCGGGGGAAACUUCGGAGGGGUCUGAAAGUGGCGAGAAGAGGCAAGAAAAGCGAGGUCUGAUAGACGAGGGCUACGGUUACCACGGACUCGACGGUGGAGGUCUGAACUUCGGGGGCCAUGGCGGCGGCCAAGGUGGCGGCGAAGGCGGGCACGAGGGCAGGAUAAAGCACAUAACGAUCGUGAAGAACGUGAAGAUCCCAUACCCGGUGGAGAAGAAGGUCCACGUGCCGGUGGAGAAGGAGAUCCCCUACCCCGUGAAGGUCCCGGUGCCCGAGCCCUACCCGGUAGAGAAGAAGAUCCCGUACCCGGUGAAGGUGCUGGUCAAGGUGCCGGUGCACAUUCCUCAGCCCUACCCAGUGGAGAAGAAAGUACCCUACCCGGUGCAUGUCCCGGUGGAGCGACCGGUGCCCUACAAGGUCUACGUGCCGCAGCCGUACCCGGUGGAGAAGAAGAUCCACUACACCGUGAAGGUGCCAGUGCCGCAGCCGUACCCCAUCGAGAAACACGUCCCCUACACGGUGAAGGUGCCCGUGCACGUCCCUCAGCCCUUCCCGGUGGACAAGCCGGUCCCCGUGGCCGUAAAGGUGCCGGUCGACAGGCCCUACCCGGUGCAUCUACCGAAGCCCUACCCGGUGCCGGUGGAGAAGCACGUCCCGGUGCCGGUUGAGAAACCCGUCCCCUACCCCGUCACCAAGCACGUCGAGAGGCCCGUCGCCGUGCCGAUCGAGAAGCCCGUGCCGUACCCCGUCAAGGUCCACGUGGCCGCGCCCUACCCCGUCGAGAAGCAGGUCCCGGUCCCCGUAGAGAAACCCGUUCCCUAUGCCGUCAAGGUCCCCGUCGAGCGUCCCGUUCCCGUGCAGGUCACCAAGCACGUGCCCUACCACGUGGAGAAGCACGUCCCGGUGCCCGUAAAGGUGCCGGUCCCCGUGCCCGUCCAUGAACACGGCUACGAUCAGAGCUACGACCAGGGUUAUGACCAAGGGUACGACCAGGGCUACCAGCAAGGGUCCGAAGGCGGAUCUUUCGAGGGCGGCCAUGAAUCGGGAUACUCCCAGUCUCACUAUUAG
Molecule: messenger RNA, 1227 nt
Organism: Orussus abietinus
Lineage: Eukaryota; Metazoa; Arthropoda; Insecta; Hymenoptera; Orussidae
Product: proline-rich protein 4-like
Exons: 2
Coding region: 1-1227 (408 amino acids)
Source: RefSeq, a predicted model, not a curated record